AGUACGGUUUCUUUACCUACGCAUGCUCAGUGUAGUUCUGUCUUCAAAAGAUGUACUCUAAAUGCUAUUCCUCAUACAAAAGAUUUGUUGCAAAGGUCUAGACUACCCCUGUCACUUAUUUUAGAACCUUACCCAAAUCUUCAAUCCAAUGAUAUCAAUAUACCCUUGAUAAAUAACUCUUCCGUAAUUCGGUGUACGAAGUGUCGGUCUUACAUAAAUCCUUUCAUACAAUUUGCCGAAGGAGGCACAAAAUGGCAAUGCAACCUAUGUGAUACCAAAAAUCAGGUGCCACCUUUUUUUGACUGGGAUAGUAUCAAUCAGCGUCCAGUAGAUCGCUGGAGUCGAGUGGAACUUAACCACGGGUGUGUAGAUAUAGUUGCACCAUCUGAAUAUGCUCAAGAUCCUCUUCAACCUCCGGUUUAUGUGUUUAUUAUUGACGUUUCGGUACAGGCUGUUCAAGCAGGAAUACUCCCAGUUGUAGCAAAUUCUAUCUUAGAAGCAUUGGAUAGUAUUCCCAAUCCAGAAGGACGAGUUAAAGUCACUUUCUUAACCGUGGAUAGUGGAGUUGGGUUUUACAGCCUGUCAGGAAAACAACCGGAGCUUAUGGUUGUAAGCGAUCUAUCCGAGAUUUACCUACCAAGGACACCCGACGAUCUGGUUGUAAACUUGUUGGAAUGUAGGCCUAUUGUGGAGGACUUGUUGAAAAGGAUGUCAGAGAUGCAUGUGAAGCGAUGUACGAAUUUGAAUUGUCUUGGAGUAGCCAUAGAAGCUGCUAAGCAACUAUUGAUAUCAUCGGGUGGAAAAAUUGUAUGCUUUCAAGGAAGUUUACCCAGUGUUGGAGAAGGAGCAAUUCGAUCGGAAGACUUUAAAAAAGCUGUAUCAAGCGAGAUGCCUAUUAUGGCAUACCAAGAGGAUUUUUACAGAUCAAUUUCAUCCGAUUGCUGUAAAGCAAACAUUUCAGUUGAUAUGUUUGUUUUUGGAAGUAAUAGCGUUGACUUGGCAACUAUGAAUAUGCUUCCACGAUUCACAGGAGGACAUACCCAUUAUUUUCCUGGCUUUAAUGGAGCAAACGGAGCAGAAGCUAAUAAGCUUAGACAAGAAAUACUUUGCAUGCUAAACCAAGAUAUCGGGCUCGAGGGUGUGAUGAGAACAAGAUGCUCGAGUGGUAUUGCAUGCACAUCAUUUCACGGAAAUAUUACCCCACUGUCAUCGGAUGUGAUGCUUUUACCAAAUGUACCGCAAGGACAGUCUUUCUGCGUCGAGAUGUCAAUCGAGGCAGAAAUUUGUACUUCGACAUCAUUUUUUCAAACAGCUUUGAUUUACACCACCAGUUCAGGAGAAAGACGCAUUCGAGUAAUGACGCUUUGUUUGCCAGUAACAAAAAGUUUAUCUGAGCUAUAUGCGCGUGCAGAUCAAGUAGCAAUUGCAAAGUCUCUUUGUCUUCAAUCAAUCGAGAAAGCUGUUACUCAAAAACGGCGUCAUGGCAGGGACCAUUUGGUUAAAGAGACCGCAGAGAUUUGUAAAGCCUACAACAAAGAGAUGACAGGUGCUAAACAAAACGGCGAGAAUAAUAUUUCUAUCUGCCAUAAUCUGAGCUUAUUGCCGCUUUUGAUAUUUGGAAUACUAAAGAGUGAAACCUUCAAUGAGGUGAAUAUAGUUCCGUGGAAUAUAUGCACACAAACAACACUCUUGCUCAGAACCCUUCCUCUACAAGAAUGGGCUCGUAUCGUACACCCUAAUUUAUACUCACUUCACAACCUUCCGCCACUCAUGGUAUCUAAGGAUGGGAUCCAGAAUCAUACAAUGCCACUCCCAAUGAAUUUAUCUUUGGAAAAGUUUGACAGCCAUGGGUGCUAUCUUUUAGAAAACGGACAACGUAUUAUGAUAUGGAUUGGGAGAAAUGCUGUGCCUCAGCUAUGCAAAGAUCUUUUAAACGUUUCUGAUAUACAUCAAAUCAACACAGGACAGGUUGAUUGCCUACCCAAAAUUGACAACCCAUUGUCACAACGAGUCAAUUCAAUCAUUGAGCAUAUACGAUCAAGAAAAAAUUCUCAUACAUACUACCCAUCUAUUUACAUAAUCAGAGAAGAUGCCGAAUCUCCAUUGCGCUCUUUAUUUUUAUCGCAUCUUGUGGAAAGCACAGGCUCAUCACAUGCCACAGAAAAGAAGAACAUCAUAUCCAACUUAAACUAUCUUAGUUGGCUUCACCAUAUUUCCAACAGUAGCUAUUAA
Molecule: messenger RNA, 2232 nt
Organism: Phycomyces blakesleeanus NRRL 1555(-)
Lineage: Eukaryota; Fungi; Mucoromycota; Mucoromycetes; Mucorales; Phycomycetaceae
Exons: 9
Biological process (GO): intracellular protein transport; endoplasmic reticulum to Golgi vesicle-mediated transport; COPII-coated vesicle cargo loading
Cellular component (GO): endoplasmic reticulum exit site; COPII vesicle coat
Molecular function (GO): SNARE binding; zinc ion binding
Source: RefSeq, a predicted model, not a curated record